AUGUCGGACGCCGUUGGCCAGACGAAGCAGUUUGGAAAGGGCAAGCGGACUGUGCCGCACCCGGCUCAGAAGGCUCAGAAGUGGUACCCCGUGGACGAUGAGUCGCAGCCCAAGAAAGUUCGCAAGACGCUGCGUCCCACCAAGGUCCGCGAGAGCCUCCAGCCCGGCACCAUCCUGAUCCUCCUUGCCGGCCGUUUCCGUGGCCGCCGGGUCAUCCUCCUCAAGCACCUCGACCAGGGUGUCCUCCUGGUCACCGGCCCCUUCAAGAUCAACGGCGUCCCUCUCCGACGUGUGAACGCCCGCUACGUGAUCGCCACCUCCAAGCGCGUGGACGUCAGCGGUGUUGACUCCAAGGCCAUCGAGAAGAUCUCCGCCCCCGAGUACUUCACCAAGGAGAAGAGCAAGGAGAAGAAGACCGAGGAGGCUUUCUUCAAGCAGGGAGAGAAGCCCGAGAAGAAGAAGGUCGCCAGCGCCCGUGCCUCGGACCAGAAGGCCGUCGAUCAGGGCAUCCUGGCCACCAUCAAGAAGGAGGAGUUCCUCAGCAGCUACCUCGCCACCUCGUUCAGCCUCCGGAACGGCGACAAGCCCCACGAGAUGAAGUGGUAA
Molecule: messenger RNA, 606 nt
Organism: Penicillium lagena
Lineage: Eukaryota; Fungi; Ascomycota; Eurotiomycetes; Eurotiales; Aspergillaceae
Product: 60S ribosomal protein eL6
Exons: 3
Coding region: 1-606 (201 amino acids)
Biological process (GO): ribosomal large subunit assembly; cytoplasmic translation
Cellular component (GO): cytosolic large ribosomal subunit; ribosome
Molecular function (GO): RNA binding; structural constituent of ribosome
Source: RefSeq, a predicted model, not a curated record